Messenger RNA from Vanessa tameamea, 2560 nucleotides. RefSeq names its product solute carrier family 2, facilitated glucose transporter member 8-like. Gene Ontology annotation, molecular function: transmembrane transporter activity. The coding region runs from base 303 to 1766 and encodes 487 amino acids. The transcript is spliced from 9 exons. Lineage: Eukaryota; Metazoa; Arthropoda; Insecta; Lepidoptera; Nymphalidae. The record is from RefSeq and is a predicted model, not a curated record. Gene Ontology annotation, cellular component: membrane. Gene Ontology annotation, biological process: transmembrane transport.
GUGCGCGCGCGCAACUAUUAUCCAUUUUUAUAAUUCGGUCGAUCUCAAUGACGAGAAGUUAAUAUUUCAGUGAUAUAAUAAAUUAAAAGAAUAUAAUUUAUUUCGUAUCGUUUUAACUUUUAGUGUUUAAAUCGAGUUUGUGUGUUAAUCGACGAAAUUAAAGAGAAAGUAACUUAUAUUAUACUUACUCGACUGUACUGUGCGAAUAAUUAAUAAUGAAUGGUGGUACACGAGUGACAGAAUCGUUCGACAGACUCUAAGAUGAGUCAUUAAAAUAUACAAUUAACAAGCACAGUUGCAAUAUGCUUCAUCUGCCGCAGCAAUGGUUCGCGCGCAUCCAACAUGGCGGCAUCGCCAAUCAAUUCUUCAUGGCCCUCAUGGUAACCAUCCCGGUGCUGAACUUCGGAAUGUUAAUGGGCUGGCAGUCUCCAAUGACGCCUAUCCUGCAAUCAGAAGACGGACCAGCUCCAGAACCAAUCACAGACGAAACGAUCUCUUGGAUGGCCUCAGUGACCUUCUUCCCACCAAUAUUCUGCGGUUUCCUAGUAGGUGACCUAGCUGAUAGGUGGGGCAGGAAGACCACCACAAUGUUGACUUCCUUAAUGCUUGUGAUCAGCUGGUCAAUCACCCUUUUCUCCCUUCGGCCGUGGGCUCUGAUCGCAUCCCGCGCUGUCGCAGGCCUAGCAUGUGCAGGCUGUUACGUCGUCACGCCAUUAUAUUUAAAAGAGGUGGCAUCAGACAACAUACGCGGAGCGUUGGGCUCGCUCUUCAUCCUGUCACAGAACCUCGGCUACCUCGUGGUCUACAUCGCUGGUGAUUUCUUCUCAUUCGCCGCCGUCAUGUGGCUGUGCACGGCCAUACCCGUAUUACACUUGUUCGUGUUCCUUGCUAUGCCUGAAACACCAGUAUUCCUAGUCAAGCAGGGUAAAUUAAAGGAGGCCAGAGCGGCGUUGGCGUGGCUACGACACACCACUGUAGAUGACAAGAACCUCGAAGAAGAGAUCCAGGUAAUGGAAAGAGAGGAAGAAUACGCAAGAACCAUGAAGAAAGCUUCCUGGAAGAGCAUCGUGCAAGACAAAACCACAUUCAAAGCGUUCAGGAUAGCAGUAAAUGUCAUGUUAUCACAAGAGACGUGCGGCUACCUCGUGGUACUCAUGUACGCUGGGUCCAUCUUCGAACAGGCUUCCGAAUCCAUCAGCCUCAAGCUUAGUCCGAACAAGCAGACGAUUGUCGUUGGAGUCAUACAGCUACUGGGUUCCAUCGUUGCCAGUUGUAUUGUUGAAAAGACUGGCAGAAAGUGGUUGCUCGCUGUGACAUCAUUCGCGACGGGUCUUUCAAUGCUGGCGCUCGGCGGUUGGUUUUAUAUCACAUCCAAGUCAAUAUGGCUACCCGCCUGGUUGCCGGUGGUCGCCAUGUGUCUCUGCAUCUUCUCCGACGCGGCUGGCUACCAGCCCGUGCCAUACGUCAUAACGUCUGAGUUGUUUUCAUUCCAACAUCGUGGUAUGGUGACGUCAUUCGUCAGCAGCGUCGACGCCCUCAGUGACUUCCUCCAAACGAAAGCCUACGACCCCCUCUUAAAACUAUUAGGAAUACAUUGGGUCUUCAUACUUUUCUCAUUGGUUUGUUUCAUAGGCACGUUAUAUACCGUAUUAUAUGUCCCAGAGACGAAAGACAGAACCGUAGAGGAAAUCUAUGCCAUUCUAGAUGGCAGACAGAAGGAGAAAAGGAAAGAUGUGGAAACCGGGAACGAAAUGAGUAGACUGUAAACCAUUAUUUUUAUACGCUCGGAAUUCCCCAUUUAUUAUAAAUAUUACUAUAUGCUAUUUAAAAAUAUUAUUGACUAAAAACGGACGAUUUGAAGACAUAAAAUAUUAAUAAAAAAAAUUUAAAUCAGUAAUUGUAACAGCACGAUUGUAAUUUAUAAAAGGUAAGCAAGGGACACAUGUUAUGAAGUUAAGCAUUCGAGAGCCGAAUGGCGGAGAGCGUAAUUCGAAUUUAGAACUGCAGUGGCGAUUGGCGUUAUGCUGUUGUUGUUGUGCUGCACGACAAAAUAGCGCCAGUUCCGAACAGUCAAUAACAUAAAUCAUGUCUUAAAGUCGGCUUUUCUAAUCCUAAUAUACAAUACUUUGCAUUCCAAAAUUAAAUUAUUUUAACAUAAUAUAUGUUAUUAAAACAAAGUAUAGAUAUCAUUUUAUAUGUUAUGAACUUUCUAACAAUGUUUUAAUUCGAAUAUACAUUAAUCUAUCGUCGACGAUUCUUUCUGGAUCUGAAAUUGUAAUAUAUAUCUGUAUGUAGAUAUUACAAUUUCAAUUUAUUUUUUUAUGUAUAUUUCUCGCUAACUUUCUUUGGUGACUUCGCACUUGCAUAAUUAUAAAAGCCAAGGAACAAUAUUUAUAUUCGUAUGCUUUGUGAUAGUGUGAAAGAGACGGAAAUAGAAUACUCUUUACUCUAUUUCCGUCUCAUUUUAUUACAUCUGUGCCAUUUCUUCAACAACAAAAAAAUAUAUAUAUUCUGUUUUAAUUUAAUUUGUACAAAAACAAUAAAACAUAAAUGAACUUUA